AUGCCCGGUCCCGAACAUGGAUCCCCGGCAACGAAACUCGAGACUGUCGCAGUGAUGUGGAGGAACCUAAGCAGCUCCGAGAAAGAGACUCUUAAGGAGAAAGCUGAAAAGAACAAGCUCGCCAACAAAGCUGCGUUUGAAUCGUGGAUUGAGACAUACACUCCUCACCAGAUCAGGGAUGCUAACAGGGCCCGCCGUUACCUCAACCGUGUGAUAAAGCAAAACCUCAAACUUCUCAAGGAUCACCGCGAACCUCAAUACCCGAUCACUCCGUACCUGCGGUUCCUGGUAGAGCAACACCAUUCUGGCGAAUUUGACUCAAUCAAGGACAUCAAGGAGCGCACUGCUCACAUUGCUGAGGCAUGGAAGACCGCUCCCGAGUGGAAGAAACAGGCAAGACCACCUAGAGAUAUGUCUGUUCAAACGUACUAA
Molecule: messenger RNA, 432 nt
Organism: Penicillium salamii
Lineage: Eukaryota; Fungi; Ascomycota; Eurotiomycetes; Eurotiales; Aspergillaceae
Source: the annotation of a GenBank genome assembly